Messenger RNA from Vicia villosa (hairy vetch), 969 nucleotides. RefSeq lists its product as uncharacterized. Bases 1 to 969 code for a protein of 322 amino acids. Lineage: Eukaryota; Viridiplantae; Streptophyta; Magnoliopsida; Fabales; Fabaceae. The record is from RefSeq and is a predicted model, not a curated record. The transcript is spliced from 3 exons.
AUGGACAAGCUUUCCCAAAAGUGGAAGGGGAUUAAAGUUGGUAGACGAGAGAUAGUGAUUUCUCACCUCAUGUUUGCUGAUGAUUUACUAUUAAUAUUCGAAGAAGUUGAUGAGAAACAUAUGCAUUGUGUCAUGAAAUUUUUGAGGGAAUUUGGUGACAUGUCCGAACAAGAAGUUAGUCAUGAGAAGACAAGUAUUCUUUUCUCUAAAAAUGUUACUCAGGAUAUGCAAACAAGAUUGUUGCAGAUUUAUAACUUUAGAGUAAUAAGGUGCUUUGGAAAGUAUCUUGGAGUCCCGAUUAGUGGUAAGAAGCCGCGUAAACUGGAUCUUCAAUACAUUUUGGAUCAAGUAGCCUUUAAGCUUAAUAGCUGGAAGCGAAACUGUUUGUCAUUGGCAGGGCGCAUAACUUUGGCCAAGAGUGUAAUUCAAGCCAUUCCGCUGUAUUCGGUGAUGACAAACAUGAUACCUAAAUCGCGCAUUGAUGAUAUUCAUAAGUUACAAAGGAAAUUUAUAUGGGGUGAUAACAAUGAUAAAAAAAGGAUACAUGCUAUAGGAUGGGAUACCUUAACAAAACUAAAGGAGUUGGGUGGAGCUUUGGUGUCAAGUUUUGAAAAAAAAAUAUCAGGUUCAAAUGGAAUGAGUAUUGGGAGAGCCAAAGGAACUGACUCUAGCAUUUGGAGAGACAUAACUGAUAACCUCUGUGGAGCUCGAGUGUGUGGCUUAGUUGAUCAUCAUGGAGAGUGGAAUAUUGACAUUCUGCAUGAUUGGCUUCCCGCACAUUGGAUUGACAAGAUUCGAUCUUGUGUGCCUCCGUGUGAGGGAGAAACCUCUAAUGUGUUUUAUUUUGCAGGUACUGGCGAUGGUAAUUUUUCAGUGCGAGAAAUGUUUCGAGAAGUAAAAGGAUACAAGGACAGAACCAUUGAUGAAGAGUGGAAGUUGAUUUGGAAAUUAAAGGUGCCAAAGAGAUGA